Messenger RNA from Callorhinchus milii (elephant shark), 699 nucleotides. It is a transcript of the gene kgd4, whose product is annotated as mitochondrial ribosomal protein S36. The record is from RefSeq and is a predicted model, not a curated record. Gene Ontology annotation, biological process: 2-oxoglutarate metabolic process. NCBI's taxonomy places the organism in Eukaryota, Metazoa, Chordata, Chondrichthyes, Chimaeriformes, Callorhinchidae. Bases 30 to 371 code for a protein of 113 amino acids. The transcript has 4 exons.
GUCAGUGACCUGGAAGCAGAUGCCGGGAAAUGCCAACAAUGGGGAGUGGUUGGGGCAGUAAGAUGGCGGCCAGCGUCAGGGUCAUUCAGGUUGUGAAACCACGUGCUCAAUUAAUUAAAUUUCCCAAUAGGAAAGCCUGGCCUCAACCCAGUGUGCAAGAAGCUCUCAAAUCAUUGAACAUGGAAAUGCCAGAAUCCCAAGGACAACACCCUAAAGCAUCAAGUUCACCAGUACCAGCAUCAACACCCGUUAACCGAUUGCCUGGUAGACCUGACACUAUAGAUCUAGUAAAAGCAUUACCGCAGAAAUAUCGAAGGCGACCAGUACCCUUAGAGGAAAUGGAGUAUAUCCAGCGUGGUGGACCUGAAUAAGCUGACCUCAUACUUCUAUCACAUAUCAGUGGCUUCUUCUAUUAUCUUUUGGUUGCUGACUUUAUGCAACUUUGAAGCUGUUCAUACACAAUAUCUGCCAAUUCGUGUAACCAUUUUUGCCAUUUUGCGAAAUAAAUGCUCAGAAGAUCAAUAGCUGUGUAUAUAAUGUUCAAUAAAGGACACAACGGUUAUAAAUUGUAAUGUCAAAGACAUCUCGGUAUGAUACUUGAACUGUCUCGUGUGAUGUGCAUGGGAAGGUCUGGUAAGCAUCUUUGUAUAUUUUAACUUAUUUGGGUGUUCUGGUUGUAAUAAAAUUCAGAGAAGACCA